Onychostoma macrolepis is the source of this 6060-nucleotide messenger RNA. RefSeq names its product PITPNM family member 3 (gene pitpnm3). Bases 336 to 3182 code for a protein of 948 amino acids. Lineage: Eukaryota; Metazoa; Chordata; Actinopteri; Cypriniformes; Cyprinidae. Gene Ontology annotation, cellular component: cytoplasm. The transcript is spliced from 20 exons. The record is from RefSeq and is a predicted model, not a curated record. Gene Ontology annotation, molecular function: phosphatidylinositol transfer activity; phosphatidylcholine binding; phosphatidylcholine intramembrane carrier activity. Gene Ontology annotation, biological process: phospholipid transport.
GUGGUCUGAAGCCUGCAUUAAUGCGCUUGGCGUUUUUCAAGUUCACUGCAGCUCGCGCAGAGCCACUGGAGGCAGUCGAACAUCACACCUCGAGCUCAACAGGAGGAGAGGAGGACAACAGCAAAGUCUGCACACAUACAAACAGCCCCAAGUCUGCGCUUACUUCAACACAAGGGUCUGUCUCAGCGUUAAUGGAUAUUCCCACCUUCGCAUAUCAUUUCCACGGCAUCUUCAAACACGAAACGCGCAUAGACUUGAAAUCGCUUCUCCCGCGCGCAGACAAGGACAGAGAGAAGAGACGUGCGUACUGUCCAAACUAACUGCAAAGACGCAGGAUGGCUAAAGAAAUCAGAGGCAAAGUGACCCUACGCAAGCAUAGCGCUUCUCACUGGCGCAUGCAGAACAUCGCCCAGGAAUCUGUUGACAGCUCGGAUGAUGAGUUUUUUGAUGCCCGAGAGGUGCUGGAGGGGAAGACAGCCAUGCUUUUGGGUAUGAGUCAGUGGAACUCUAAUGAUCUCGUUGAACAGAUAGAAACCUUGGGCCACAUCGACCAGACGCAGGAGAGUCUGUACCGUGUAAGGAGGUCGAAAUGUGUCCCUCAGACUAGCAUUGACGGUCUAGAGGAAGCUGAGAACAAAUGUCAAACACAUGUGCUGGUGUUGGUGGUUCACGGGGGAAACAUACUGGACCUAGCAGGCGGAGAGCCAGGCGCGAAGAACGCAGAUGUAAACACCCUGUCCUCAGUGCUGGAAAAAGUAUCUCAAGCUCAUUUCCAGGCUGCAGCUCAGCAUGUCGUCAUCAAGUUGGUGACAUGCCCUGCCGUAUGCGCAGAGGCCUUCUGCCUUGUGUCAAAUCUGAACCCUUACAGCUAUGACGAGAGUUGCGUGUCCAGCAGCGUAGACCAUCUACCUCUGGCCGCUUUACCACUGCUCGCCAUAGCUGCUCCACACUACCAAGACGCCGUCGCAACCGUGAUCGCUCGGGCCAACCAGGUGUACCACAGCUUUCUGCAGUCUCCAGAGGGACAGGGGUUCACAGGGCAGGUGUGUUUAUUGGGUGACUGUGUGGGAGGUGUGCUGUGUUUCGACGCUCUCUGUUUCAGCAACAGCCCCAGACACAGCAGCCCCAUCCACGGCAGCCGACAUGACAGCACAGAGAGCUUAACGGAUAACCCUGAUGUCAGUCCGAGUCUGAGCUCCAGCAAACGUCUUAGCAGGAGCAACAUUGACUUAUCUGCCCCCAAUGAGACCCGCAACAGGAAAACUCCACUCAGCCGCAAACAGAGCGACUCGUAUGAUGGAGACUCCUCUGGCAGCCAGCACCACCCGUUCCUCAGCAGUCUGAUACAGGAUGGAACAGACCUGAGACUGAGCAGCAGCACCAGUUUAGUAUUGAAUCCAGGUCGCUUUGACUUUGAGGUGUCGGAUUGUUUUCUGCUGGGUUGUCCUCUUGGAUUGGUGCUUGCAAUGAGACGCACUGUGCUUCCAGCUGUUCAGGUGUCUCAGCUCCGGCCUGCAUGUUCACAGAUAGUCAACCUGUUUUACCCCUCUGACCCGUCGGCCUCUAGACUCGAACCAUUGCUGCACUCCCAAUUCCACAAACUGCCUCCGUUCCCUGUGCCCCGCUACCAGCGUUAUCCUCUGGGAGACGGUCGUUCCAACCUUAUCGUCGAUGAGAUCCACAGCUACCCUGACGUGUUCCUACCCAGUAGCUCAGUUCCGGUGGGCGCUCCGCACUCCUCUCCCCAGACGGAGCACGGCGCAGGUGGGCGGGUGGGCGGCGAGGUCCGCAGGUCCAGUUUGACCAGCAUGGAUAGCCAGUUAUCAGGCUGCUGGGAGAGCAGGCUGAGCAGCACCGUCACCAACAUUUCCAGCAACUGGUGGGGGUCUAAGCGGUUGGAUUAUGCUCUGUACUGUCCGGACGUCCUGACAGCAUUCCCUACAGUGGCUCUGCCUCAUCUGUUCCACGCUUCAUACUGGGAAUCCACCGAUGUGGUCGCCUUCCUUCUGCGACAGGUGAUGCACUGUGACUAUGUGAAAGCCCAAGGGAUGGACAACUCUGACUCCGCCCCCUUCUCACCUUCAAGUCCGAGGGAGAAGUGGCUACGCAGACGCACACACGUCAAGCUUAGGAAUGUCACCGCCAACCACAGAGUCAAUGAUGUCAUCGCAACUGAGGACGGGCAUCAGACACUGGUUGGUCGCUUCAUGUACGGUCCGCUGGAUAUGGUGACCCUGACUGGGGAAAAGGUCGAUGUGUACGUGAUGACCCAGCCGCAGUCGGGUCGCUGGGAGCACUUAGACACCGAGGUGACCAACAACAGUGGCAGAGUGACAUACACCAUCCCCAGAAGCAAAAAGCUGGUCUUGGGGGUCUACCCCAUCAAAAUGGUUGUCAAGGGUGACCAGACAAGCGCGGAGGCCUUCCUGACGGUCUUGCCGCAGGGGAUGGAGUGUGUCGUCUUUAGCAUUGACGGUUCAUUUGCCGCUAGCGUCUCUAUUAUGGGCAGCGACCCUAAAGUACGGCCCGGAGCUGUGGAUGUAGUCAGACACUGGCAGGACCUGGGCUACCUGAUCAUUUACAUCACUGGACGUCCAGACAUGCAGAAGCAGAGGGUUGUGUCCUGGCUGUCUCAGCACAACUUCCCUCAGGGGAUGAUCUUCUUCUCGGAGGGGUUGGUGCACGACCCUCUUCGCCAGAAAACCAUCUUCCUCAGGAACUUGGUGCAAGAGUGUCACAUUAAAAUCAACUGGGCCUACGGCUCCAUGAAGGACAUUUCCGUCUACAGCAUGCUGGGCCUCAAUCCCAACCAGAUAUAUAUAGUGGGACGGCCCUCUAAGAAGUACCAGAAUCAGUGCCAGUUCCUGAGUGAGGGUUAUGCAGUGCAUCUCUCCUCCCUGCAGUUCAGUCACAGAGCCCGGCCCAAGAAGAGCUCCUCGGUGCGAAUGGUUCUUCGAAAGGGCUCAUUUGGUCUGUCAGCUAAACCGGACUUCCUGUGUAAGCGGACACACCUUCGCCGCACAAUGUCGGUGCAGCAGCCUGAGCCACCCAUGACACCCAACCCUAAACCAGAGCGAGCUCAGAGCCAGCCCGAGUCGGACAAGGACCACGGAGGUGGAGGGGGUCCAGGCCAUGCCAUGUGGGCACGGGGGUCCAUGCACCGUGGCGACACCACUCCCUGACCCAAGAGAAACAUAGGAGGGAUGGAAAGGACAGAUGGUAAUGAUCUCGCGGUGGACUGAGCCCAGCAUCUUUACUCCUUCUGCUGAUAUUACACCAUAAAAUAAGACAAAUCCCACCUGAGCUGAUAAAAACUCCUCAGUGAAGUGCCAUCCGCAUGGAUCUGACACAACGACGCACAAACUCUGAGUCCUGAUGCUUUGUUUCGGCAACAGGAGCAGAGGAGAAUUCUGUUUCUAAAUUCAGUUUCAUCCGCCUGUGAUGCUUUGGAGAACUUCUGGAUUGAUUUUAGCAUCGUACAAAGGAUUCCUCGCAUCGCCCAUCAGGAACAAAGAGGAUAUCUGAUAAGAUCCUUAGAGAAAACAUCAAAUUUCCUCACGCCUAAGCAAUACGGAGGAAGAGGGAGGGUGAGCAUCCCGCUGCUCGGACAGGUGGCAGCGCUGACUCCUGCAAUAAUCCCUCUGUUUUAAUAUUGCAGGCAUUUGUCUGCUCUCUGGGCGGCUGUCUAUGGCCCACUUGUGGCCAGACGGACUUGCAAACUGUACAUUAACCUUUUGUGCCAGUGUGGCGACCAGGCCUGAACUCUUGUCGCCCCUGUCUGUGUUCAGUCGCUCAGCCAGAACAGAGUCUGACAGCGAUGGCCACUGCUACUGAACUCCGCCCACUCCUCUGCCGGGUCACGCCACGACUGCAGAAGCAUAUUUACAACCAUCGGUGGUUCUUCUUGUGCCUGUCUCUCACUCGUGUUGUAAAUAUAUAAUAAGUGGCACUGAGGCGAACUGAGUAUGUACAGGAUGAUGCAUUUGUGUGUGGCAAUAGCUGACUCCAGCAGUGCUCACACUGCAAUGAAGCAUUUUCUUAAUUGUGACCCUGGUCCACAAAACCAGUCUUAAGUCGCUGGGGUAUAUUUGUAGCAAUAGCCAAAAAUACAUCGUAUGGGUCAAAAUUAUCGAUUAUUAUUUUAUGCCAAAAAUCAUUAGGAUAUUAAGUAAAGAUCAUGUUCCAUGAAGAUAUUUUGUUAAUUUAUUACCAUAAAUGUAUCUCAACUUAAAUUUUGAUUAGUAAAAUGCAUUGCUAAGAACUUCAUUUGGACAACUUUAAAGGUGUUUUUCUCAAUAUUUAGAUUUUUUUGCACCCUCAGAUUCCAGAUUUUCAAAUAGUGGUAUCUCAGCCAAAUAUUGUCCGAUCCUAACAAACCAUACAUCAAUGGAAAGGUUUUAAAUUUACACUUAAGACUGGUUUUGUCAUCCAGGGUCACAAUUGGUAUUUUUUCCUCUUUUUCAGUACAAAUAUUUAAACAUCCUUAAGCAAGAUAAAUUUACAUGAAGAAUAAAAUUAUUUUCAGACAGUAUAUAUCGGGAAUAAAUAAAUAAAUUGAAAAACUGAUUAUAGCAUCAGUGUAAGAAAAAUGAUCAUAAUAAUAAUAAUAAUAAUAAACAAAUGAUUUCCAUAUUAAAUAAAAUAAAGUUCUUUUAAACUUUCUAUUCAUCAAAUCCUGAAGAAAAAAACAUGUAUUAUGGUUUUCACAAAAUAUUAAGCACUGCAUUUGUAUUCAACACUGAUAGUAAUAAGAAAUGUUUCUUGAGCGGCAAAUCAGCAUAUUAGAAUGAUUUCUGAAGGAUCAUGUGACACUGAAGACUCCAUAACAGGAAUAAUUAACAUUUUAAAGUAUAUUAAAAUACAAAACACAUUUCAACAUAUUACUGUUUUAGUGUAUUUUUGAUCAAAUAAAUGCAUACUUGAUGAGCAUAAGAGACUUCUUUCAUAAACAUUAUAAAAGUUUACUGACCUCAGACUUUGGAACAGUAAUAUAAAUUUAAAAUAUACAUUCUCUUAAUUCUUUAUUUUGCUUCUCAAUUAAAUGUAUCUUUUUAUGAAUGCUCGGAUAUUUUGACUGAAAACCAAGAUUAAAAAAUAGCACACCUUAAAUUGCCAAAUAACCAUUUUAUAUUUGUAUUGUAAAGUGACUGUGGUUGUCAAGAUGUCGUUGUGUCACAUUAUUGGUCUUAUCGCUACGACAACUUGCGCAAACACAACACGUUGAUAUUGUUUACAUGUAAAUCCAUCUAACUGGGUACGAUGGUCUUGUUGAAGAACAUACUAUAUUAGUAUUUUAAACUAUACUUGAGGACAACCUUUGUGUUACAAUAAAUAAAUGUAAAUCAACAAAAGACACUAUCAGGCCACUAUAAUGCUCGAGGGUGUCCAUACUCAAUAGUUCUUGUAAUGUCACAUUUUCCUAUCGUAGUUACUGAUUUUGGUAUUUUGUAUGGGGCUGUCUAUUGAAAAUUGCAGUUGCACAGCGAAAGUAUUUGUAAUUUUAUUUUGUUGUAUAUUUAACUGUAAAUCUUUAUAUAACACUAAAGACGGUGUGAAAGUGGGUAGGCAUGAGUGUUUUGGUCUGUAUCUACGUGUGCGCAUGUCUGUUACAUGUAUGCAAGUCUCGUGUGAGUGUUAGUUUGGAGAUAUUUUGUAUUUACUGUACAUAUUUUUAAUUCGGAGAUCGUGCUAGUGGCCUUUUGAUCCUCUGAUAGUUAUAAACUAAGCCUGUAAUUUGUGGAGAUUUUAUAGGCAAACUUUUUAAUUCAUUCGUGUGUGAUCAUUGCUGAAUUGUCAAAUAUAUAUGAACGUGUUUUCAGCCUUAUCAAGAUGUAUAUUUAUUUGUCUAAUAUCUAUAUUCUCAGAUGGUGUGUGAAAAAGUAUAUUUGUAUUUUAAAAACAUGUAAAGUGCAUAUAUUCAGUACACGACUGUGUCAAGGCCUCUUGACAACAUGUAUUAUUGUGGUAUUUGGUCCAGUAUUGGUCUAUUUCAGUGGAUGUGCUUCUGUUGGGCCUAUACCGAGCUGUAUACUCAUUCUUCAAUAAAUCAUUAUAAAUCCU